GCAGAAAGACUGAGAUUAAAAAAAAACUGGUUAUGCUUAUUCUAAUAUCAUGUGCAAUCAAAGUGUGGUGUGAAAUUUGACAAAUAUGUUUUAUUUUACAGUAUAAAUUUAAGAAUAAUAAAGUAACAAAUAGUAAAUUAGAAAUUAUAACCAUGCUCAGAAGGCAAGCUAGAUUAAGACGAGAAUUUCUGUAUGGUAAAUCAAAAGAACACAAGCAAGCAGCUAUUUUAGAAAAGAAGAAACAAGUCAAAAUAUCUUUAGAGGAAAAUAAAUUAUUGCCUACAACAGUAAGAGAUGAAGCUCUUAAGUUCCAAGACUCUCUAGAGUGGGAAGACAAUACAGAAAAUUUUACCACUCAUGAAGAUAAUGAGUAUCGAUGGGCUGGUGUGGAAGAUCCAAAAAUUGUCAUCACCACAAGUCAUGACCCAAGUGUGAAACUAAAGCAAUUUGCAAAAGAACUAAGACUUGUCUUUCCUAAUGCUCAGCGAAUGAACAGAGGAAAUUAUGACUUGAAACAUUUGAUUGAUGCCUGUAGAGCAAAUGAUGUAACAGAUUUUAUUAUUAUCCACGAAACUAGAGGCAAACCAGACAGUCUUAUCAUCAGUCACCUACCACAUGGACCAACUGCACGUUUUACAAUAGUUAAUACAAUUAUGCGGCAUGAUAUAGAAAAUGUGGGAACUAUGCCUCAGGAAUAUCCUCAUCUUGUGUUUCAUAAUUUUAAAACAAAACUUGGUCAAAGGGUUGUGAAUAUUUUGAAACAUUUAUUUCCUGUACCCAAAGAGGAAAGUAAACGAGUUGUGUCAUUUCUUAAUCAUGACGAUUUCAUAAUAUUCAGACAUCACCAGUAUUAUAAAGAAGACAACAAAGUCCAAAUUCGUGAAUUAGGACCACGUUUUGAAUUAAAAUUGUACGAAAUUAAACUGGGCACAUUGGAUCAAGAUGCAGUAGCUGAUACAGAAUGGUCUUUACGUCCAUAUACAAAUACAGCAAGAAAACAGCGAUUCAUUAGUAAAGAUCCUAUGUAACAUGCAUUUAAAUAGAAAAUUGUAUAUAUUAACAAAAAGGUAUUUGUUAUAAAUAAAUGUUUUAAAAAAUCAUGUCUGAAGUGAAA
This is a messenger RNA of Stegodyphus dumicola, 1114 nucleotides long. RefSeq names its product U3 small nucleolar ribonucleoprotein IMP4. Gene Ontology annotation, molecular function: rRNA primary transcript binding; snoRNA binding. Gene Ontology annotation, biological process: rRNA processing. The record is from RefSeq and is a predicted model, not a curated record. Gene Ontology annotation, cellular component: Mpp10 complex; small-subunit processome; nucleolus. Lineage: Eukaryota; Metazoa; Arthropoda; Arachnida; Araneae; Eresidae.